AAUGUUUUGUUUACGUUUUGGUUUUAGAAUACGAAAAUAAUUUCGACUUAAUAAAUAUGUUUUUAACGUUAUGCUCAAAAUCAAAUUUAAAAUAUAUUAUAAUCACUGUUACGAUCGCUAUAGCAGCCAUAAUUUUAAGAAAGUGUAAUUUUACUUUAAAGACUGAUGAUGACAAGUUAAAACGAACAAAUGGGCCGUUGGUCUUCUCUUAUGAUGAAUUAGCUAAAUAUGAUGGAAUAUAUAUCGAUAAGCUUUAUUUAUCCGUUAUUGGAAGCAUCUUUGAUGUUACUGAAGGCAAGAAAUAUUAUGCUAAAGGAUCUCCAUAUCAUUAUUUCGUAGGCAAAGAUGGAACAAGAGCUUUGGUGACUGGUGAUUUUAAAGAUGAAUCUAGCAAUAAAGAUCAUGUUUUAGAAUUAUCUUGUGAUGAUGUUUCAACAAUAUUGCACUGGAGACAGACAUACAGAGAAAAAUAUAAAUUUAUUGGUUUAUUAGCUGGUAGAUAUUAUGAUGAAAAUGGUUUUGAAACCUCAUACAUGAGUGAAUUCAAACAUAAAAUAAAGCUUUGCAAAAAAGAAAAAGAAGAGGCUAAAAAUCAAGAUAAAUUGUAUCCACCAUGCAAUAUUUCUUGGAGUGAAGAAGAAGGGACACGCGUAUGGUGUACAAAAACAAGUGGUGGUAUAGAACGAGGUUGGGUUGGAGUCCCACGCCAGCUAUUUACCCCAGGUGUAGAGAAGCCUCGCUGUGUGUGUGUGAAUCUCGAAAAAAAUAAUUCAAGUAUGCUCAAAGAGUAUGAGGGAUGCCCCAUUAAAUCUACAUAUUGUGUAUUUAUAGAUUGAAUGUUGUAUAUACUUUAGUUGAAUGAGGUGAAAAAAAUAUUUUAACAAUUAUUUAUUUGAUAGUUUCCAUGAAGAUCUUGCUUUAUAUCUAUGUACUAUUUUUAUACUGUGUUAACUUUAUUGUAUUUAAUUUUUUAAGUUAAGUUAAUGUGAUUAUUACUAAAUCUCAUUCCAAAAUAAAGUAUUUUUUUACAUGAUUUUAAAUAUGAAUACUUUGACUUAAAAUAAUUUAGGUGUAAUGAUAUUAUCUUUAUCUUAAAAUAUACCAAAACCAAUCUUUAUAUACUUUUUAAAAACACAUUAUUAAAUGACCAAUUAUUAUUUAAUAUACUUUAUUCGUACUAUUGGUGCAGUAAAAUUAAAAUAAAUACUAUACACAAAUGGAACAAAUCUUUAUUAAAAGUCACAGUAGUAGUAUAACUUAAUUAUUGAUUAAUAAUUGAUUUUACAAUAAACACUGACAAAAAUACCGUAGGUAAAUCAUCUAAUAUUAUACUGUGACAUUAUCAAUAGUCUUACUCUCAGAAUGAAUUACUUCAUCUAACUCCAAACACUCAAUUGUUUUGAGAAACACAUGCAUUGGUAUCUUUUUUCUAUUAACAAAUGUUUUAUUUCCAAGAAGCUUCUUGAUUUUUGCUCUACGUUUUUUAAUUUUUUCUUUUGUGUAUUGGCUACCUAUUUGGAAUGUCAAUAGUCUUUUUAUCUUUCGUCCUCCGAUGUAUGUCUCGGAUUCUGCAGUACUAGGUUUUGGCUCCUCAUAAAUGGUUUCUAGAGUUUGAGUCAGAGACUUGAUUUUCUUAUUGAGAUAUAAUGCUUCUAUUUGUUUAGAAUUCGCGUUUUCUGUUAUAUUAUGUUUGCGAGGCUUCAUACUAACUCUACGAUUAGACGAUUUACUCG
Molecule: messenger RNA, 1733 nt
Organism: Vanessa tameamea
Lineage: Eukaryota; Metazoa; Arthropoda; Insecta; Lepidoptera; Nymphalidae
Product: neuferricin
Exons: 4
Coding region: 57-836 (259 amino acids)
Cellular component (GO): endomembrane system; membrane
Source: RefSeq, a predicted model, not a curated record